This is a messenger RNA of Lathyrus oleraceus (garden pea), 1384 nucleotides long. RefSeq names its product jasmonate-induced oxygenase 4. The coding region runs from base 92 to 1168 and encodes 358 amino acids. The transcript is spliced from 2 exons. The record is from RefSeq and is a predicted model, not a curated record. Lineage: Eukaryota; Viridiplantae; Streptophyta; Magnoliopsida; Fabales; Fabaceae.
CAAAAUAGCUAUUUUUGAAAUCCAUAUCAAACUUCCAUUAUUCCUCUUCUACUUAGGUAUCAUACGACUCUGUUCUAUUCUUACCAAUCCAAUGGAAGUCACCGGCGAACCCAUCCGGGUGCAAUCCCUACUUCAAUCGGGUAUAUCCCGGGUCCCACCUGAAUACAUCCAACCCCCUCAAAACCGACCCAUUCAAACCGAUCCCGAUGCCACCAUCCCCGUCGUCGACCUCUUCCAUUUCAACACCAACCACCGCGAGUCGACCCGGGAGGCAAUCGCACGAGCCUGCCAUGAAUGGGGCGCCUUCCACGUCACCAACCACGGUAUCCCGGCAACCCUCCUCGACACCGUGCGCCGCGCAGGCCUUGCCUUCUUCAACGAAUGUCCCAUGCCAGAGAAACUCCGAUAUUCCUGCACCGCCGGCGCUGCCGCGUCAGAGGGAUACGGAAGCCGUAUGCUGGUAAGCUCCGAGGAUGAAGGAAACAACACCGUCUCGCAGGUUCUCGAUUGGAGAGACUACUUCGAUCACCACACUUUUCCCCUUUCUCGACGGAACCCUAAUCGUUGGCCGAAUUUUACAUCCGAUUACAGAGAAUCAGUAGCGAAGUACAGUGAUGAGAUGAAGAUUCUGGCACAAAAGUUACUAGCUUUUAUAUCAGAGAGUCUUGGGUUGCGAUCCUCUUGCAUUGAAGAUGCUGUUGGGGAUUUUUAUCAGAACAUUACUAUUAGUUAUUACCCUCCAUGUCCUCAACCAGACCUAACACUUGGUUUGCAAUCACAUUCUGAUAUGGGUGCUAUUACCCUUUUGAUCCAAGAUGAUGUGGGUGGUCUUCAGGCUCUAAAAAAAGGUGGUGAGAGCUGGGUUACUGUGCAGCCAUUGUCAGGUGCUAUUCUUGUUCUUUUGGGUGACCAAACUGAGAUUAUAACAAAUGGAAAGUACAGGAGCUGUGUGCAUAGAGCAGUUACUAAUCCUGAUAGACCAAGGCUCUCUGUGGCAACAUUUCAUGACCCAGGCAAAACAGUCAAGAUCUCCCCUGCUUCUGAAUUAAUCACCGAUUCAUCACCAGCUAAAUACCGGGGUGUUGUUUAUGGAGACUAUGUAUCGUCAUGGUAUACCAAAGGCCCGGAUGGAAAACGAAAUAUUGACGCACUUCUUCUGGAAUCUUAAGUGUUUUCUUUUGGCCUCAUAGCUCAAUAUUGUUUAUAUAGCACAAACUUAUUUUAGUGUAGAAAAGUUCAUGUGUCAUUGGAGAGGCCAGAUAUUGACCCACCUUUUACAUGGAUCUAGGAAUGGAAUCCAAUUGAAACUGAGAAUAAAGAAAAUAUGUCAAUUUGAACAAUAUACCAUUUGCUCAUAAUCAAAAUACCAUAUAUUGAUUGAUUA